Lytechinus pictus (painted urchin) is the source of this 3491-nucleotide messenger RNA. Its product is annotated as centrosomal protein of 135 kDa-like. The transcript is spliced from 5 exons. The record is from RefSeq and is a predicted model, not a curated record. Lineage: Eukaryota; Metazoa; Echinodermata; Echinoidea; Temnopleuroida; Toxopneustidae. Bases 119 to 841 code for a protein of 240 amino acids.
UCGGCGGAUAAUUCGAAAGCAUAAAUUUUACGAGAAAGAGAGAUGCCGAUGACAAGCUUCAAAUCAAGGAAAUCUGACUGAUUUAAUGCGAAUGUUGAGAUGAGCGAGACAAGCUGCAAUGACGACCGCACCUGAGAGAAAGUACACUGCGCUACGGAAGAGGCUAGAUCAGCUAGGCUACCGCCAGGCCUUGGGUAUAGAGUCUGUGCCUCUUGUCGAGAAGCUGUUUAGUGACCUGAUUCACACUACAGAAAGUCUAAAGAAUGCCAAGUUACAGGCAAACAAGAGUGUAAGAGAAAAGGGGAAUUGGGAGGAUCAGAUUGAGCCAUAUCGCAGCGAGAACGCAAAGCUACACCGGGAGAAUAAUGAGCUACACUCACAACAUAUCCGGCUAAAAGAUGAGUUUGAUGCUAGAUCCAAAGACCACAAGAGCACGAUAAGGAAACUUGAGCAUGAGAAUGCAGAUCUGCGCUUUCUGAAUUCACAGUAUGUCCACAAAGUCCGAGCAAUUGAGAAGGAAUGCAAGGCAAAGAAUGAUCGUAUAGGUGACCUCCAAGAGAAAAAUUUCCAUGCUGUGGUUCAAACUCCAGGUGGCCGCAAGAAGAACAUUCCAUUUAGAAGGCAACGUAUGGAUAUUGAUUGCUCUGUCCCUCCGGCCGAUUUCUACCCCACCACCCCUUCUCCCGGAGUGGAUGAUCCCUAUGUUGCUGACCUUAUUCACGUUGCUGAUGAGAAGCUUGAUAUAAUGCAGAGAGAGGUUGAUGGUAUGAGGGACCAACAUGAAGCAGACCAAAGAGCAAUUAAGAGCCUUAGGAAACAGGUGAGUUACAUUCUUUCUUGAGUCGCCUAUUGCCACUACCCACCAAAGGUGUUUGCUGCAGGCAUUUUGUUUUAGGGUCAUUCGUCUAGUCAUUUGUUCAUCUACGCCUAUCUCAUUCUUAUUCUCACAUUGACAUAUAAACCAUUCAACAAACUCAAUUCAGAUUUGGAUCAUGCAUAUACACAUACAUGUACGUAGGAUGGGUGAUGAUUUCAUCAGGGUUAUUUUUUUUUUUUGUGGUGAGUAUCAAGGUCGAGGCUCGAAGACGUCAAGACAAGUAUGUACAAUGUCAGAGGUACAUGUACAGUACCUGGAAAUAUCUCGAAAUGGUUUGUACUUGCAAUAAUUCAUUAAAUCUAUUAAACAAAUCAGAUAUAAAGUAAGAUUAUACAUAAUUCAUACCCAUAGAAACCCUGUUUUUGUAACAAUACUUUGGUAAAUUUUGGGCAAUGAGUACUUGUCAGCCAUGAUGAACUUUCAUUAUCUGACAGUUACUGUAGUAACAAGCAGAUACCUUUGCUUCUCAGCCAAUCAAACCAAGGGAAGUUGUCUGAUCUGACGACUGGUCUGAUGACAAAUUUAUGUUGAUGAAAUGCUCCCAUGGUUAUGUAAAGUGUUCAGACUUCAAAAUUAAUGUACCAAAACACAAAUAUUUUACUCUAAUUUCAAAUCAUGAUUUUUGAGAGAGCUGGAUGAGAAGAUUAACAGAAAAACAGUUUAAUCUGUUCUGAAGUUUAGCUAUGAAUUUGUUUUUAUUAUUUGUAUGGAUUGUCAUUGUGCAGGGGAAAAAGAAAGCCUCGUUCUAAAUGUACGUACAUUGCCUUUUUCAUGAAGCAAUCGCUUGGCACUUGUUUAUCAUGCAAAUGUAACAUCUAGUUCUGUGCAAAAAUUAUGUGCUCAGUGGGGAGGUCAAAAUGCAUUUAUUUCAAUUCAGUUUUAGUUUGUGACUUGAAUAUAUCAUCCUGCUAAAAAGACCACUUCUGUGAGCCAAUCACAGUUGAAUUCUUUGAUAGUGAUGCACAUUGCACUCUGCAUGGUUUAAUAAUUGACUACCAUAUUUCAUUAUUUUUUAAUUGGUGAUUUUUUUUUUACCUGAUUGCUAAGAAAGCAUGAAUGCAUGUAAGCAAGCAACCAGAGGACCAAUGGCUUAAAGUCCUCUUUGAAUGACCUGGUACUGAGGAUUAAAGGAGAAUGAAACCUUUGGAUCAAGAUAGCUUGUGUGAAAACAGAAAAAUUCAAGAGACAGAUCAACGAAAGUUUGAGAAAAAUCGGACAAAUAAUGAGAAAGUUACGAGCAUUUGAAUAUUGCAAUCGCUAAUGCCAUGAAGAUUCUCCCAUUGGCAAUGCAACAAAGAUGUGUGAUGUCACAUGUGAACAACUUUCCCUUUGAUGGACCAUAAACUACCACCAAAAUGUUCCUUUUUGCUCUUUCUUAUGGUGAUACAAACUCUUUAUCCACGAUGUAUUCUUUAAAAAUCUGUUUACAUGCCCUCCUAUAAAAAGAAUACAUGAUCUACUUGUAGAUGUGAUAAAAGAGGCAGUUUAAGUGAAAAAUAUACUAAAGUAAUGGGGAGAGUUGUUAAAAAGUGACAUCACACACAUAUAUGUCGCAUUGCCAAUAUGAGGAUCUCCAUAGCAUUAGUGAUCACAAUAUUCAAAUGCUCAUAACUUUCUCAUUAUUUGUCUGAUUUUUCUCAAACUUUUGUAGAUCUGUUUCUUUGAUUUUUCUGUUUUCAUACAAGCUAUCUUGUUCCAAAGGUUUCAUUCACCUUUAAAUUCCCUUACCAAAGGGCACUAGCACACCAAGUGGGAAUCAAAUCCGGGUCACUGGAAUACGAAUCCCCCGCUCUACCGACUGAGCUUUGUAAUUUCUAUAUCAUCCAUCAUAUCUUUAAAAAAAUUUCAUUUGUCAGUUUAUAUCAAGAAAGUCUUCUCUUUAAUAAUUUGAGAGCCUGAGAUUGUAAGAAAGUUUCCAUGGGAGUAGGAGGUCUACUCUUAAUAAUUUGACAGCCUGAGAUUGUUUGAAAGUUUCCAUGGAAGUACAUGUAGGAGGUCAAUUCUCCUGUCAACCAGUGGUGUUUUCCUGAUAAGUUGGCCCUCUGGAAAAGCUCUCCUCUCAGAAAAUUGUCUGUCAUGUGGAGGGAGGGGAGCCAUGUUCUCAGGAAGUUCUUUGGUGGAAAUAAGUUUUCCUCUCACAGGAGUAAUUAGUUCUGAAGCUAUUCAUGAUUUAUGUAACAGUUUAGAUGAAUGUACAUAUAUACGCGCAAGUAAAAUAAGUAUGAUUGUACUCGUGCUACAUGUACACUGUAAAAUAUAUUGGGUAAAAUUUUAAUCAGCACGAGGGUAAUUAUGUGUCCAAUCAAUUUGGAGCAGUAUUUUACCCUAUACGGGAAGCAAGAUUAAAAAAUAAGCAGCAAUUACUUUAGAAUGGGCAAAUUUUCAUCAUGUUGGAUGAAUAAAAAUGCCCAAUGUUGGUCGGACACAUAAUUACCCUCAUGGAGCAUUUUUACCCAAUAUUUUUAAGAGUGUACAUGUAGGGCCUAUGUCUGUAUAAACAUGUCAUAUCACAUAAGUUUUCUUUGUUUUUCAGCAAAAUAUGUUGACAAGUUCAGUAAUGUCUAUUCAAAUUUUGUCCUCCAAGACCAAGAAUAAAAAAGAAGAUUGAUCACUG